Messenger RNA from Bufo bufo (common toad), 1868 nucleotides. It is a transcript of the gene TMED6, whose product is annotated as transmembrane p24 trafficking protein 6. Lineage: Eukaryota; Metazoa; Chordata; Amphibia; Anura; Bufonidae. The record is from RefSeq and is a predicted model, not a curated record. Gene Ontology annotation, cellular component: endoplasmic reticulum-Golgi intermediate compartment; COPII-coated ER to Golgi transport vesicle; Golgi apparatus. Bases 868 to 1578 code for a protein of 236 amino acids. Gene Ontology annotation, biological process: endoplasmic reticulum to Golgi vesicle-mediated transport; intracellular protein transport; Golgi organization. The transcript is spliced from 4 exons.
GUCCCAUCACCAGACAUAGCACAGUUUUGGGUAAAGACUAGAUCCUUUUGUAUGAUCCUGGAUUCCCUCUUUAGAUGUCGCUCUUAUUCCCUCCAGUUUCCUAAAGGAUUUCAAUUGUGUCCAAAUAUUAAAAUGGAAGGUUAUGCAAACGUGUACUUUAAAGUUACAUUUUUGGGGGUGGAUACUUUGCUGCAUAUUUUAGGGCUUGUAAAGGACCGACGCAGAAUAACAUUGUGCCAUGCAACGUGUAUAUAUUAUGUACAGAAUAUUUUAUCUGUUUGCGUUCUUCAAUAAACUUUGCGUUUAUUGUUCAUGAAUUGCUCAUUUUUGUGUUUCUUGCCUCGUUUUAGAGUGCAAAAUAUAGAAAAUCUGAUUGCAGGGAACUUGCUUGACCUCACCUGGUGUAGGGCUUACAUUAAAGGGGCUGCUUUCCUCCACGACACCGCCUCUGUCCACAGGCUGUAUGCAAUAUUGCACUACCAGACACAACCCAUGGACGGGCGGUAAGGAUUUUUGGAAGAAAGCAGCGGUUUUCUUUUCUUUUUUUCUAAUCCUGGACAACCCCUUUUAAGUGCCAAACAACAAACGGAAUACUUUAGAUGCUGAUGUGGCAGCUAUUAGACUUCCAAGUGCAGCUUUGGAGGUGACUAGAGUACUGGACAAAGAGGGCCAAUUUUUUUGCAUAGCCCCUCCAUGUUUUGUGUAGUUUGCAUAGUUUUAAUGCCUGCUUGUUUCUAGCCUUGGGCCUGAGAAGUUGGUCUCCUUGCCUCAUCACGGCGGGGGCUGCCCUUCUGGCAGUGGGCGGGUUAAUGAUUGCUGAGGUGUACCUCUUCCGUGGCUCAGACGCUGCCUCUGCCCGCUCACAUCAUGCUUUGUCUUGCUGUUCUCCUCCUGUCCCUCUUAUGCCCACGCUUGGCACAGAAGUCUGAACCACUGAGCGGUCCCAGCUCGGAGCCUCUAUUCCGGGGGGCAGAUCGCUAUGACUUUGCUAUUGUGUUGGGUCCGGCAGGUACCGAAUGCUUCUGGCACUAUGCACAUCAGAAUGGCUUUUUCUACUUUGGGUACGAGGUUCAGUGGACGUCUGGCAUCAUGAAGAACAGACAAGUCUCUGCCUCAGUCCAUGAUCCUAAAGAAUUUCUCAUUGAGACUUCCAAGGACAUGCGUGGGCAAAUCAACUUCCAGACCAAGGAGACAGGGUUUUAUCAGCUCUGCAUAAACAACUGGCAGAACAGCUUUGGCUCGGUCCAGGUGUACCUCAACUUUGGGGUCUUCUAUGACGGAGAAGGACCCGAGCAUGUUGAGGACCACAAGCAGAAGCUAAAUGACACUCUGAUAACCAUCGAGCAAAGCGCUCAGAUUGUACAAGGUCGUGUUCUUCACAUGUGGCGAUACUACAACUUUGCUCGCAUGAGGAAGGGCUCCGACUACUACAGGCUCAUGUCCAACUAUCAGUACGUGAACUGGUGGUCAGCGGGGACCAGCGUCCUUAUCGUGGUCUCAGGCGUCCUGCAGCUGCAUUUCCUGAAACGUCUAUUCAACGUCAAGCCGACCACUGAGGGUCAGAAGCCCCGCUGCUGAGGGGGUCCACACUGAGGGGGGCGACUGCUGCAUCUCGGAACUCUACCUGGACAUUCACACCAAUGGUGGGAUCAAGACUCCUUGGCCUCCAAACCCCUAAUAUAAAUUAGAAAAAAACAUAUCUUCCUGGUGCCGCUCUCUAUACAAACUUAUGGUAUGAAGUCUAUACUGGUUUAACACAAUGGCUGCAUUCACAGUUGUGCUGGCUUCCGAGUGUAAUCUCCCAGUACUCCCUGCUCGCUCGCUGUAGGAAAAGCAGCCGUCCCACUGCAUUUAGGGAUACGUUUUUC